UAAAUAUUUUAUUAGUCUGAUUAGCCCAGAAAGAGGUGUGUUGGUGCAGUUGUUGUCUGAGUGAAGGAGAGAGACUGUUGGACUGGUGUUGUGGUAUAGUGUAUCUUUGUACAGCCAUUUCAGGGAUCGUAUGCUGUUACUAGUGAGUGUGUAGUGUGACGAUAAUCCUGCUGCUUUUGGCUCUUGCUCAAAUAACCAUUGGUGAUGUUAGCCUGCUGGACGGUAGCCUUUUUUCCAAAAAUCACGCGGCGUUGGACUGUACAUUUGGCAUCAAACAAACCAUGGUUAUGAUUAAAUGUUUGCGGUGAUGUGGCUGUAUUUCAUAUCACAUGGCAGUCACUCUUCUCUCAAGGUGGUUACGUCCGUCUGUUAUAUUAGACCAACAGAACUCUACAAAGGGAAUAUUGAGCCUUUUGAAGCUUUUAAAAACGUGUAUUGUCCUAUAUUCUUUUGAUUUAAGGUGUUUUGAAAGCCGUCACACGAUUGAUUAUGAAAUGCUGCAGGGCUGCAUGACCCACCCAGAAGUCACUGCAGCACAUCGAGUCUGUUAGGACAAGUGAAAUCCCCUGCAUUGUGCUCACCCCUUACCUGUUGAUUCUUGGCCGGCCGUCUCUAAGCUGGCGGAGGCUCUGUGAGUGCAAGUUGUGUUUUCAGUUUGUGGAGGCGCUAAGCCAUCUUAAGGCAGCCUUUUCAAUGAGAAAUGACAAGAUAAGACCCCGAAGCACGGGGUCUCCUGUCUAUCACGCAGAGGAGGGCUGGCACAGAAAACUAAAUCAUGCCUAGUUUUGAAACUGCCAACUAAACCAACACGUUAAAGUGUGUGUGCUGCUUUUGGAAAUUUUGAUUGGAAGACCCCAAAAACCCUGACGACUUUGAACUCUCAGCAGUUCUGACAACCUUUUGUAUGUGACAAGAAAAAUACGUAACCCCCCGUACCCUUAUACAUAAUAUCUAAACUAGACCUUUUUAUAUUUGCAUGUUCAGUGCUUCUACAUUCCUGUGGCGUCAUUUAUGUGCUUAUAGAAGUACAUUAUUCUAAAGUAUGGAGGUCAGUGAAAGGGCUGUGACACCAUUUGGGAAGCUAUGCAGAGAUUAAGUGAUGCUGAAGAGUUGACGCUCAAGAGUUUUAUAGUAUAUCCGACGUCUCAGGCUAUAGAGGGCAGAGGGCGGUAGGAGCGAGGAAAUCACUGGGCCACAUGCUAAUCUCUGUUGAUGGUUUAUGUAACUCCCAGUAUCACAUGAUCACACGUCACCACCCGCCCAGCAACUGUCUGUACUCAGUAAUUCACUCACUAGUCAGCCAUUCAAAUGCAAAUGGAUGAUAUGGACAAGAGGAAAAAUGAGGAGCACACACAUACGUAGUCAUCAUAACCUGGCAUGCUGCCUUUGAUUCCCAACAUGCAGCUGCACUCACUGAUGCAUCUAUAAGGCCGCGACCCAGAUCUGUUAUCUGAAUUUAAGACUCAAACGAGCGUCAGAAAACCGUAAACAAAGACUUUCUGGACGAGUUGCUCUGCUACUUUGGAGUGUGUAUAAUCCUGCUGACGGACGGCGAUGAGAUGAGAGUACGGGGAGUACGAGGGCAAGGCCAUGACGAGAUGGCAAUGAAGCUUUUGUUCUGGGAGCUGGAGCAGCAUCUCAAAAGUUCGUCAGGAGCCAGCGUUGUGGCCAUUGACAACAAGAUUGAACAAGCAAUGGACCUGGUGAAGAGUCACCUGAUGUACGCCGUGCGCGAGGAGGUGGAGGUCCUGAAGGAGCAGAUCAAAGAGCUGAUCGAGCGUAACUCCCAGCUGGAGCAGGAGAACACCCUGCUGAAGACGCUGGCCAGCCCGGAGCAGAUGGCCCAGUUCCAGGCCCAGGUUCAGACCGGCUCCCCGCCCGCCCCUCCGACAGCCGCCACACCGGGACCCCCGAGCGCCGCCACCCUCGUCCAGCCCACCUCGCACAGCUCCGGCCCCUCGGCGUAGCCCGGUCUGCGCAGACAGACAGACAGACAGACAGUUUUUGAGUUCUGCUACAGCAGCAGAGCUACACCUUGCCUUCGACAGCAGGAGGUUUACGCUGUUAAGACAAGAAUUUGCACAUAUUUAUCUCUCAGAAGGAUGCAGCCGGCGGGACGAGCGAGCGGCGCAGUGCUUUACAGCAGAUUUUGGGGGAGGAGGUGGUCGAGGGUCGGGA
Dicentrarchus labrax (European seabass) is the source of this 2178-nucleotide messenger RNA. Its product is annotated as TSC22 domain family protein 1-like. The record is from RefSeq and is a predicted model, not a curated record. Bases 1560 to 1967 code for a protein of 135 amino acids. Lineage: Eukaryota; Metazoa; Chordata; Actinopteri; Moronidae. The transcript has 3 exons. Gene Ontology annotation, biological process: regulation of transcription by RNA polymerase II.